GAAAAUUAGUUGCUAGUACCCAGUUGGUAAACAAAACAUAUUUGUUUUCGAACUUCAUACUAAAUCACUGAAGAAUGGAUUUAUUAUUUGCUUUCGUUUUCUCGUUAUUUGUCAUAAAAACAGACAAUGGCCAUUGACAAAUAUAACUGGGUACUAAUAGUGUUUGGAUACUGUUUGGCAACACGCCUUUAUCAGUGUCACGCUCACGCAGCAUUGAAUGGAACUUUGUCUAGAAUUGAUGGAGGAUCUAAAAAUGAUUCAUCAGUGGAUAACAACUCAGAAGGGCAUUAUAAUCCCUUUGGACCGCUUGUCUUAUGCUCAUUUCUGUAAAUAUAUAUACAUUUUGUUUGUUUGUAUAUAAUCAUUUACAAAUUCAUUACAAUUGUAAAUAGGUUGUUUACUGUGUUGAAAUAGUUUUUAUUUUUAAAAUACUUAUUAUAUUGUUUAGACCAAUGGAAUUCAUUGAAUGUGAAGAACCGGUCAAUAUAAAUGGAAAUAAAACCAGAGAUGAAACUGUGACCAGUGGUUGCUAUAAGGUAAGUUAAGUUAUUGUAAUGAUAUUUUAAAAUAAUGUUUUGCAUAUAUUAAUCUGAUAUUUUAGUAUGGUGGUAGCUAUAGAUAUGAAGAUGUAGAAAAAGCAAAGGUUCAGUGUCAUGUUUUACCUGAUAUAGAAUGUUACGGUUCAAGACACUUUACUAGGGAUGGAUUUCCGUGUGUAAAGUAUGUAUAUGAAUUAUUCAAUUAUUCUAUACUGAUAUUGUCUUUUAUUUUACAAGAAAAAAUGUAAUAAUAAUAUUAUAUUAAUUACAGGUAUGGUGGCUAUUAUUUCCUUACAACUCUACUGUAUUCUAUUUUACUUGGAUUCCUCGGAAUGGACAGAUUUUGUUUAGGGCAAACUGGAACAGCUGUUGGGAAAUUAUUGACACUUGGAGGUGGUGGGAUCUGGUGGAUAGUAGAUGUCAUACUAUUAGUUACUAAUCAACUUUUACCAGAAGAUGGCAGUAACUGGAAUAUUUACGUUUAAGAAAAAAAUCAUUGUAUAUUUUUUGAUACCUUAAUAAAUUUAAAUAAUUAUUAAUUGCACAAUAAUUUUAACAAUAUUUAUUAAUUUCAAAAACUUUCAGUGUCUUCAAUUUAUCUUGAUCUUCUUUAAUCCAUUCGUCUUUCUUAUGCCUAAACAGGCCUAAAUUUAGUUUAGAUGCAAUUAUAGAACCAAAUUGUGUACUGGUAAGUUCAGAUUCGCGUUUCAUAAACUCUGUCAUAAUCAUAAAACGCUGUUUUGAAUCUGCUACUUUCCAUAUGCAAUCAAAAGCACGAGAACCACUUUUUGAUUUUGCUAGUGUUGAAUAAUGAUCCUAAAAACAUAUUAAGUUUUUUUAAAAAUACUUAUAAAUAUUAAAAUUAUUUUAUUACUUUUAAUUUCCAUAUCAUUUUUUCUCGACUUCGUUCUCCAAUAAAUGUACUUUCAAAAUAUGCAUUAGCUACGUAACUGCCUUUUACGUCACAAAAUAUAUAUACAAGACGCUCAGUUUCUAAAUUAAUUAAAUUAUUCACGACCUACAAUAAAAAAUAUAUUUAAACUCUCCUCGUAUGUGCAAUUAUUAUUAUUAUUAUUUGUAUCUACAAAAUAUUAUAUUACUUUAAUUGGCUUAUUGAAUUUCAAAAGAGUUUGGACUAUCAUAGAACCAUGAAUAUGAAUUGGUGGUUCUUUACAAGAACUAUCGUAAUUUUCAAUUACUUUUAAUCCAAUAAGUAAUAAAACUGUAAUACCAUCUUCAGUUUCUUCUUUACAUUUUAAUGAUUCACAUAAAGUCUAUUAA
Cinara cedri is the source of this 1820-nucleotide messenger RNA. The record is from the annotation of a GenBank genome assembly. Lineage: Eukaryota; Metazoa; Arthropoda; Insecta; Hemiptera; Aphididae.